Cyclopterus lumpus (lumpfish) is the source of this 1674-nucleotide messenger RNA. RefSeq names its product dimethylaniline monooxygenase [N-oxide-forming] 5-like. The record is from RefSeq and is a predicted model, not a curated record. The transcript has 10 exons. NCBI's taxonomy places the organism in Eukaryota, Metazoa, Chordata, Actinopteri, Perciformes, Cyclopteridae. Gene Ontology annotation, molecular function: flavin adenine dinucleotide binding; N,N-dimethylaniline monooxygenase activity; NADP binding. The coding region runs from base 1 to 1674 and encodes 557 amino acids.
AUGGUGCACAGAGUGGCGGUGAUCGGGGCCGGCCCCUCCGGCCUGGCCAGCAUGAAGGCCUGUCUGGAUGAGGGCAUGCUGCCAACAUGCUUUGAAAGCAGCGAUGACAUGGGCGGACUGUGGAGGUUCAAGGAAGUGUCAGAGCCCAACAGGGCCAGCAUCUACCGUUCUCUCACCAUCAACAUCUCCAAGGAGAUGAUGUGCUACAGUGACUUCCCCAUCCCUGCAGAUUACCCCAACUACAUGCACCACUCCAAAAUCCUGACAUACUUCAGGAUGUAUGCGGAACACUUUAAACUGCUGCAACACAUUCGCUUCAAGACCUCGGUGAAGAAUAUUAAGCAAAGGCCGGACUUUUCUCACUCUGGUGAGUGGGAAGUAGUGACAGAGAGUAUAGAUGGACAGCAGGAGAGCCAUGUCUUUGAUGCAGUUAUCUGCUGCAGUGGCCACUACACCUACCCUCACCUGCCACUCAAAGACUUCACAGGAAUUGAGACAUUUGAAGGGAAAUACUUCCACAGCUGGGACUACAAGGGGCCCGAGGACAUGUCUGGGAAAAGAGUGGUGGUCAUCGGCAUCGGUAACUCAGGAAGCGACAUCGCGGUGGAGAGCAGCAGAGUGGCAGAGCAGGUUUACAUGAGCACUCGUCGCGGCACCUGGAUCAUCCGCCAGGUUUCGGACAAUGGCCUUCCCGUUGACAUGCAGUACAACACGCGCUUUGUCCACAUCCUCUUCCAGCUGUUGCCCAUCAAGGUCAUUAACUGGAUCGGCGAGAAUAAAGUCAACGCCAUGUAUGACCACAGCAUGUAUGGCCUCAAACCCAAACACAGACUCUUCAGUCAGAUCCCGGUGAUCAACGACGAUCUGCCUUUUAAGAUUCUGUCCGGGUCGGUCAUCCUCAAACCAAACGUGAAGGAGAUCCGUGGCUCCACCGUGGUGUUUGAUGAUGGCAGCACUGUGGAAAAGGUAGAUACAAUCGUGUUCUCCACCGGUUACAACUAUGAUUUCCCCUACAUGCCGAGCAGCGCCGUGUACAAGUCUGGUCACCGUGUGGGUCUGUACAAGCACGUCUUUCCUCCCAAGAUGGAGCAUCCCACUCUGGCCGUCGUGGGUUUCAUCCAUGCCCUCGGAGCCAUCAUGCCCCAGGCUGAAAUUCAGUCUCGCUGGGUUGCACGUGUCUUCAAAGGACACAACAAGCUGCCUUCAAACCGGGCCAUGAUGAAGGCAGUUGACAAGGACACCAAGAACAUAGAGAAAAACUACAUUGUGUCGAAGUUGACGCCACUGCAGGUGGACUUUGUUUCCUACAUGGAUGACAUAGCGGGAGAGAUUGGGGCGCGGCCGAGUCUCCUCUGGCUCUUCUUCACAGACUACCCGCUGUUUCAGAGGGUUCUGUGGGGACCCGUCACAGCCUACCAGUACCGCUUGAUGGGACCAGGGAAAUGGGAGGGAGCCCGCAGAGCAAUCUUCACCCAGUUUGACCGCAUGUUCCAGCCCUUAAAGACAAGAAAGCUGGAGGCAGAAGAGGCCUCCGUCUUUGGUCGGCUGACUAAGCUGAGCCUCAUCGUCAUGGCCGGAGGAGCUGCCGUCUACUACGUCCACGCGCGCAACCCGACCACCAUCCCCGCCCUGCUGUCCAAGCUCCGUCCAAACCGUCUGAACGUGCUGCAGUAA